This is a messenger RNA of Iphiclides podalirius (scarce swallowtail), 321 nucleotides long. Lineage: Eukaryota; Metazoa; Arthropoda; Insecta; Lepidoptera; Papilionidae. The record is from the annotation of a GenBank genome assembly.
AUGGUCGCGUACGGUCGUCGUUCCGACAGCUGCACCGGAAGAGGAGACGCGUGCGCGGGAAAUGGUCGCCACGACCAGAAUGCCGAGUGGCGUUGCCGGGGAAGUGUUGAUAGCUUGAGGAAGCGUGUAAUGGAAUUAUUCAUAUCCGUUAAGCACUGCUUCAUGUGGGAUUUAAAAGAGAAGACAAAACUUUGGAAAUCGUUGCAUUCGUGCGAUAACUUAAUCGGUUACCGGGUUCUAGCUCAGGGCAGUGCCAGCGGUGCCCACAUGGCAGACUGCGAGCUCGCCGGAGCGAGGCUAAACAGUGAGGGGGGAGGGGGU